Patella vulgata (common limpet) is the source of this 6363-nucleotide messenger RNA. RefSeq names its product F-box only protein 21. Lineage: Eukaryota; Metazoa; Mollusca; Gastropoda; Patellidae. The record is from RefSeq and is a predicted model, not a curated record. The coding region runs from base 1 to 1878 and encodes 625 amino acids. The transcript is spliced from 12 exons. Gene Ontology annotation, molecular function: protein binding; DNA binding.
AUGGCCACUUUCACUGAUGUCAACAAAUGUCAGUCAGACCGAGAUAAUUUUGAAUUAACAAAUUUAAGUACGACCCUUGUAGACUUACCUUCAGAAAUCAUUCAAUUUAUACUUCGCAGUAACGAAUUAUCAAUACGUGACGUAUGCCAAGUUUCUUGCGCGUGCAGAAAACUGCAGGAGAGUUGUUACUCGUACAGCAAUGAUUUGUGGAAAGCAAAAGUAGCACAAAGAUGGCCACGUUUGUUGGACCGAUACAAUCAAAACAAGUCACAUUGUUGGAUGGAUGUUUGUAAAGCACGUAAUAAAGUUAGCAGUGAGGUUGAAAAACAUCUUACACAGUUGAUUAAAGAAUAUCAACUUGUUGAAGAAAUUGCAAAAGAAAAGUUUUAUCCAAUUACACGAAUGAUUGAUGAAGAUGGAAUACCAGGAGACUUUAUUGUUGAUGAACUCUUAAAUAUUGUUCAUGACGGAAAAAGACAUUGUAAUUUAACAAUGAAAUAUUACUCGGUAAAGAUUUUACGCCACAUUCAGCAGCUACAUUUAUCACAACGAUGGAGAGAAUUUUUAGAGUUACCUCCUCAACAACAUAGUUUAGAAACAGGUGCCAGUCUUAUUGCUCAGUGGUGUCAACCUACAGAAAUAGUUACAGAAAACACAAUAUCACAGCAAAUAGAUCAGAUUGUCAAACUGGUUAAACAAGAACUUAAAGACAGAUGUGAAGAUCAUCCAGCCAUAAAUUAUGUACUAGAUGAUAGUGAAUUAGUAAGGAAUGAAUGGAGUCCUGAACAGAGUAGAAUCAUUCUGGAAGCCAUAAACCAUGUUCUCUUCGAAAAAUUACAGUAUCGGGGAAAUAUGUCUGAAUACUAUGAUCCAUGUAAUUCAUAUAUCAACAAGAUUUUAGAACGGAAAAAGGGAAUACCAAUCACAUUAUGUAUAAUAUAUAACUGUGUUGCUAAAAGACUGGGUGUAUUAUGUCAACCUGUUAACUUUCCUUCUCAUUUUCUCCUAAGAUGGGAAGAACAUCCAUUGGCCUCACCAGUACAGAGGUACACAUAUAUAGAUGCCUUUCAUGGUGGUCAGUUUUAUACAAGUAGUGAAUGUUGUCAAGCUUUAGGUUUACCAGAAUCUAUAGCACAGAAUAGAGAAAUAUAUGAAGCUAUAGAACACAGAAAGGUUUUUGAACGAAUGGCAAGAAAUCUUGUUGGAAUAGGUCGGCAUCAGAAUCAAAUGGGAGAUGGACUGUUGUGUUUGCGUAAUUCUUUAGAGUUAUUUCUCUUGAUUUGUCCUGAUGAUUUGGAAAUGCGAUUACUUCAAGUGCGAAUAAAUCUGCAUUUAAAGAUUAACUUACCUGAGGUUAUAGAUAGUCUACAGAGAGUAGCGGAUCUAGAUAAUAGUAGAUUAGGUAUUGUAGCUUAUUUACAACAAGAGGCACAGAGUAUGAUGCAAGAAGUAAAAGAAGAAAAUGAAGUACAAAAGAAGGUACAGGUUAAACGAAGGAAAGACAAUCCAGAAGUGAAAUUUUCUACAGGAAUGAUCAUGAAGCAUAAAAAGUAUCAUUAUAUGUGUGUAAUAUAUGGAUGGGAUUCAACAUGUCAAGCUACAGAUGAAUGGAUAAUACAGAUGGGUGUAAAUAGACUUCCACGUGAUCAGUAUCAACCAUUUUAUAAUGUACUAGUUCAAGAUGGCAGCAAUAGAUAUGCAGCUCAGGAAAAUCUUUUAUAUCAUGAUGAAACAAUAGAAAUAAAUCAUCCAGAAAUAGGGAGGUAUUUUGACGAGUAUUGUGGUAGCCAUUAUAGAAUUAAUAGUACCAAGAUGGAAGAAUAUCCUGAUGAUCUACAAGUAACCUUAAAACUCAUUAAUCCAGAAUUACGUCGGUAAUCAAAAUUGACGAUAACAGCAGCUUUAUAAAUCAGGUGUAAUAAUUCCAUGUAAUUAGAACGUACGUCAAUGUGGUACAUGUAAUACUGCAAGUAUUAACAAAAAACUUGGAGGUGAGAGAAAAAACAGGCUGUUGAUUUUCUUUGAUGAUUAUUUAAUUUGUUGAAUUAAAACCACCAUUUGACCAGAACAGUGAUUAUACGUACAGCUGACCUGCAAGAGAUAAAACUGUCUGCAAGAGAUUAUAGUUACUACAUGCUAAUAUUGUGUGCCUAAAAUCUUGUUCUGACCGAUAUCUAAACAGUGGCCAGUUAAUUGUUCCAGUAAUGAGCCUUCUUUCAUUUUAACACUGUAAAAAUUGGCAUGACCAUGGGCGCCUUUGUGUCAGUCUGAACACUACGCUAUAAUAACAUAACUAUAUGGGGUACUUUUAACUGUUUAAAAAUACCUAUAAAAGGGUAAAAUAAUAAUAAAAAUGUACAUUUAUGAUUGCGCUCACUGCAUCCAUAUUGCAUGCUUUAAGUGCAUGGAAGAUAAUAGCUAAUCCUGAUAAGUAACAAACAAAUGAGUUUGGAUUUCAACACAGCUAAUGUUUGAGAACUCUGUAACUCCAAUAGUAAGUUAUUCCACAGACGCGAUCUACAUAUACUGAAGGCUUUAUCCCCAUAGGAUUUCAGUUUAGCUUGCAGUACAACCAAAUGAGGGCAUAUUUUGUAAACGAAGUGGUUGAUUUGAUAUGAUUGAAUGAGACCCAUGAGGUAAGAUGGAGAAAGAUUGUGUUGACACAUAUAAACCAAUGUUAAAAUCUUUAAAGUUACCCGUGCUUCUAUAGGUAACCAAUGUAGUGAUUUUAAGAUGGGAGUCAUGUGAGAGUACUUUUGUGUUCUUGUUAUUAUUCUGGCGGUUGUGUUUUGAUACACAUCAAUUUUGAAAACUUAUUAUGGUUCAAGUUUCUAAGUGUCAUUUGAGGAUAUAGGAAUCUCUUGCAAAUAACAAUAUGUAAAUGUUGAAUCUCUAAUAUACUAAACAGCGAAAAAAAAACAUCAGUAUGAUUUCAAAAUCAGAGAGGCACUUUAAUCAAAUCAUUCCAGAACCGACUUACUAAAUGGAUCAAAGCAAUUUUUUGUAAACAGUAUGUUGACACAUUAGUGAUUAAUUCAUCACAAUUCCAAGACAUUACAUGUACGAGAAGGUUUAGAGUCUGUACACAGUCUAUACAUCAGUAUCUGGUGUGUCAAUAACAGCAGCACAGCGUCUGUACAUGGAGUGGACAAGACGAUUGAUGAACGCCAUUGGCAGCUGGAGCCACACUCUCAGAAAAGCCUGGCGCACUCCAUCGGCUGUGUUUGGUCCCGGUACGACGUUAUUAAGUCUUCUCUGAUUUUCAUUCCAAAGAUGUUCAAUCAGGUUUAAGUCCGGACUAAGGGCUGGCCAGUGCAUAACGUUGACACCGUUCUGCUGUUGAAAGUCCUGAGUAGCUCUGGCGGUGUGGGCACAGACGUUGCCAUGCUGGAAACGUUUCGAUGACGUGCGAAAUGUGGUAUGACGUGGGGUCUAAGAGCUUGAUCGAUAUAGCGCACUGCUGUGAUGAUGCCUCCUCUCCCUGGACCAAUAUUUUGGAAUACCACAGGACCCACUCUCUGGUUCAGGCCGAUUCCACCCCAAACCAUUAAGCUAGGACCUCCCUGAGAGUCUCGUUCAGUGACACAUUGGUCAGAAUAAUGCUGGUCACGUCGUCGCCAUAUUCUGGUCCUGCCAUCUGCAGUUGAUACGCAAUAAGGACUCUGAUCUGUGAACAGAACAGUUCUCCAUUGCCUCUGUCACCAGUUCUGGUGUUGUUGGGCAAACUGUAGAUGUUCACUUCGAUGGUGAGGGGUGAGGAUCGGUCCACUGUAAGGUCUACGAUAAUGGAUGUUUGCUCUGGUGAGAUGUCCGCGCACUGUAUCGGUACUGAUGGGUCUUCCGUGUGUUCCCACUGUCUAACGUGCUCUCUCAGAUGCCUGUGUGAAGGGAUUCUGCACAUGCUGUCGCACAACAUGGCGGUCUUGUCGCCUUGUGGUAACCCUUGGUCUACCAGUUCGUAGGCAAUCAUCCGUGGUGUUGGUAAGCCUGUAGAUGGUCCAAACAUUGACCUGGAAGUGUUUGGCAACGGCUUGGGCAGUGUGGCCAGCUUUCGAAGCGCCUGGUUCCUCUGAGCUGUCGUGAGUCGUGGCAUGCUGCUGACAUAGUGUGAAUAAUACAACCAGGUAUGAGUGUGCAUUUUAUAGGGCUGGUCCCAGUGAACAGCACGUGCAGCAUCUCAGAAGUCGGGUUGUGUUUUUGAGAACAUUUCCUGGGUUCAAUUCUGUGUUUGGGAAGGAGCCUUAUUGCUCAGGUAAAGUUGGAGAUGUGGUCACAAAUAUAUAAUAAAAACAUAAUUUGGCAAGAUUUGUGCAAUGCGUCUAUUCAGAGUAACAUACCAACCGGACGUUUCUUUUGCUGCUUAGUAUAAAAGGAAUAUUACUAUUAUUAGUCUAAUAAUGGUUAAAUAAUCAAUAUGUUAGAUUAAGCCAUAUAUUUUUUCAAAAAAUAUUGGGUACACUAUUCAUCUAGCCAUUAUUUGAUUUUCAUUUUCUUAGUAUAUUAAUUAGAGAGAUUUUGUCUAGUGUGAAUAUUAAAUGGUUUGUUAAAGACACAUUAGUUAAGAGCUAAAUCUGCCUAUUGCAAGUCUAAAUGCUUCAGAUGUUAUAGAAAUUAUUAAUUAGACCUUUCUUUACACGACAAAGCACAAAAUCAACUCUGUAGACCCUCAAAUGGCCUACAGUCGUCCAUUUAAUAAUCAAAUCAAUAAAUGGCUGACCAAGCUAACAUUUGCCGUUAGUCACUUGCGCCACUACCGGAGAAAGGCCUGCCAAUCCAGGCCCAAGGGUACCGCAGCCAUUGAGAAUGUUACUUGAUAAUCGAGAAUAGUUAUCGUAACCGUAUCAAUCUAUCGGCAAUUCUACGAGACAGUUCAUAUGCCUAUUUCUUGUCCAAACUUCCAACUUUGACAACUUGAUUCAGAAUAGAGUAAAUUUUCAAUAUUUCUUUUUUUUAUCAUCUAUAUUUGAAUUAUUAUAGCAAGAAUGGCCAACUCUUUAUUAAACUCUUAACUAAUGUAUUUUUAAGGUAUAAAAUAAAUAUGUAUACUAAUUUAAUUGCUAUAUAUUUUUGUAUGGGGAAAUAAUUCUAUAUCCAGAAUUGUUGUUUUAUUCAUUAGAUGAUUUUCCAUUAAAACCAACCUUUCAAUUUUCUGUGUCUUCCAUUUUAAACUGGGCAAAUCAUGAAAAGCUACUGUAGAAAAUAGCGGUAAUAUCUAGGCAGAAUUGCUUGGUGGUUUGGUUUGUUUUGUUCACAUCUUAAUGGAAAAGGUGGGGUUGGACAAUUAUUAUCAGGACUAUUUUCAUUUUGAUAAAAAUAUUUGUCAUGGUCUGACACUUGAUUAGUAUCAACUGAAGUGACUGGAUUUAAGGGUGUGGUCUUGGAUUAUAUAACUUCUAUUUGCCUUGCCAAUUACUAGUUAAAAUGACCAGCCGGAGAAUUACCCAUCAAUCAAUUUAUUUAUACCUUAAAAUUAGGUACCUAUUUGAGGAGUUUGAACUAAAAUAUAAAUAAAUUGGUAGUUUUAUGGGUAGAACAAGUAAAAAUUGGAUUACAUCAAAUGGACUAAAAAAUUAAUUGGCUGGAAACAUUUUGAAAUGAGGGUCCUCAUAUAUGACUAACAGAUUAGUUCACCGACUUUUGGGAGGUGGCAUUUUUGGACACUUCUCUUUUUUUUUUUUGUAAGCUCACAUGUCCACGGUUAUAUUCUUUGUUUUUUCAGCCAGUACAGUGGAGAAUAAUGCAUGGUUAUUUUUAUUUCACGAGUUAAUUUUGCAAUAAAAUUAAAGAACACAUUAUGAGGCAUUUCUAUUAUGUACAAUUUAUUCAAUAAAUUAUGUAAUUAAAUAUUUCAGAUACUCAUAAAUUAAAAUCCUUUAAAAAUCACAGGUUAUUGUGUAUAAUUUAAGAAAGGGAGUAGAAUUUAGAUAAAUAUUAUAUAAACUUUAAAUUACACAUCAACAGUGUGUUAAAUAGUCGUAAGAAAAAGCAGUUUUACCUAAUCACAGAUAUCAGGUUUAAAUUUACAAACCUUGUAUAUUUCAAAUGCAUGUGUAAACAUUAAAUAGUUCUGCAUUGGAUAAUAUUCUGUGUGUAUGGAUAUUUAUCACAGUUAUAAAUUACAACAAUAAAUCAUUCUGUUUUAGACAGCAGCUAAAAUUUUUGGAUUUAAGCAGUUAUUGAGAAACAAAAAGUUAUCUUUGUAAAAAUUAUAUAUUAAAAUAAUGCUUUAUGGUUUUGACAAGACAAAUUGACCAUAAAUUUAAAUGUCAUUUUAUAGCUUACAAAAUAUAUUUGUGAUGGAGAUUUAAACGUCCACACACCAUAUAAUAGUGAAUUAGGUGUUGAAUAAAAACAUUAAAAAUA